Molecule: messenger RNA, 618 nt
Organism: Pectinophora gossypiella (pink bollworm)
Lineage: Eukaryota; Metazoa; Arthropoda; Insecta; Lepidoptera; Gelechiidae
Gene: Sbat
Product: N-alpha-acetyltransferase 38, NatC auxiliary subunit
Exons: 3
Coding region: 140-472 (110 amino acids)
Cellular component (GO): NatC complex
Molecular function (GO): RNA binding
Source: RefSeq, a predicted model, not a curated record
UCUGCUACUAAAAAAAUCUUCACUUCAAAAACAGUAAAUAAAAUUGGAUUUCAUUCAGCUUUGGUGUUGUGCUUACUUUGUUUUUAUUUGAUGAAUUUGAAAGCAAAUAUUUAAUUACUAAGCAAACAUCUUUUUAAACAUGAGUAAUACAAAUGUAUUAGCUGAAAAGCCAUCUGAGUGUAAAGAUAAACUGAAGGAAGAGAUUAUAGAUGGAAAAACGAAAUUAAGAAAAUGGCUUAACAUGAACUUUAGGAUAGAAAUGACUGACGGGAGAGUGCUAAUUGGUGUUUUUCUAUGUACAGACCGUGACGCCAAUGUUAUAUUGGGGGCAUGUUCAGAGUACCUCAAGAGCAGUGACGGCGAAGCUGAGGAGCCAAGAGUGCUUGGUCUAGUCAUGGUCCCAGGCCGCCACAUAGUGUCCAUCCAGAUAGACGACACCGCCCCACCACCAAAGUUCUACUACGAUGAUUGACUUAUCCUUGCUGUGAUUUUUGGUAUAGCUUUCUUAAUUUACUAUUUAUAAAAAAAACUUGUACAAAUCAAAUAAUCUAAAAAUCUCUACAAUAACAAUAAUAUACAUAGUAUUUAAUUUCAUAUAAGAAAACACAUAAUUCGUAA